Paraglomus brasilianum is the source of this 980-nucleotide messenger RNA. The record is from the annotation of a GenBank genome assembly. NCBI's taxonomy places the organism in Eukaryota, Fungi, Glomeromycota, Glomeromycetes, Paraglomerales, Paraglomeraceae.
GGGAUGAACGAAUGGACUUUGGACACACAGUAGCCAUGUUCAACUCUAACGAAGUACUCACUCACGUUGGAAUGAAAGGAAGUUUUCCUGUUGGUGAUCGGGAUUUCAGUCUAUUGUCAAAUUUGGAAAUUGAUUCUGCAACAGAAACUGUCUAUUACGCAAGCCGCUCGGUAGAAGACCCUUUGAUUGCUCCAGAUCCAAAUAACAAACGUAUCAGAUGCGAACUGAACAUUGCAGGAUGGAUUCUUCAUCGCAGAAAAUCACGACCAGCACCAACUUCAUUGUCAACUGUCGAACCGGUAAAUCCUGUAAAAUCCAGAAUGAGAGCAUGUUCAAGACCACCGCCGAUCCUAACGUCGCCAAGAUUUCUAAUGAAAUCUCAUGAUGUCUAUGCACCGCCGGUAUCGCCCGUUCAUAUCGACGCUCCUUGUGUUCAAGUAACUUACGUGGUGCAGAUUGAUCUGCGAGGGAGCGUGCCUCAGACUUUGAUUAAUACUCUUGCCAUGCAAUUGCCACAGUGCAUAGCCACGGUCUCAAGUUAUGCUAGUAAAUUCGGAUUUCCUCCUUAUUUUGAAAGACAUAACAUCAAACAGGGAAUCACUGUUCUCACUGAAGAAUUCGAACACAAAUUAGGUACUUACAAUCUGAUAUAUAAAGUAGACUGUGGACUGAAAGAGCCUGUCACUCAAGUGAGAUUCUGCAAAACAAUGUUUCGGGAGGGAUACGAAGUAGAGGUGAAGAGGGCAAAAGAAUGGAAGAUGGUCGAGGAUGUAGAUGGAAAAGGUAUCACAUUGCUUAUCAACAAUAGUGGAAUGGAAGGCGUUCCAACUCAAGUGAGAAUAUCCAAAAAGAAAAAAAUAGUAAAGAGGAGAGUCGUCGCACAGCAAAAGCCGGCCACUCCAAUUGAAGCAUUGCUCGUAGAUUGGCCAAUGCCUCCGGCGAGAGACAAUAAUGGAGUAGUCACUGCUAUUGCUCAAUAA